Molecule: messenger RNA, 2895 nt
Organism: Capsicum annuum
Lineage: Eukaryota; Viridiplantae; Streptophyta; Magnoliopsida; Solanales; Solanaceae
Product: zinc finger protein GAI-ASSOCIATED FACTOR 1
Exons: 4
Coding region: 667-2745 (692 amino acids)
Cellular component (GO): nucleus
Molecular function (GO): DNA-binding transcription factor activity
Source: RefSeq, a predicted model, not a curated record
AGUUUUAAAAAAAUAAUUUAAUAUUAUCCACGUAUCGCGUGGGUAAUUAAUUAUAUUAUUACUUAUAAAAUGAAGAUGCAGCUUGUCCUUAGCCAAAGACGAUGGUAUGAAAUGAGACACGAAAGCACAUUGUAAAAAUAAUACUGUCUAUAUCCCCAUGUUGUCAAAAAGUUGUAAUGUGAAGACACUACUACUAGUAAGUAGUAGUAACAUACAAGUCUCUAUUCACCAUUUUUUCUUUCUCUCUCCGCCGACCACCUUAAACCCCAUUUCUGCUUCCUCCGAUCCGCAGUUUCAUUAUCUAUAUCAAAAAAUUAUUCUAUAGAACUCCUAUUUCAGCUACCUCUGAAUCUUAUUCGGAAACUCACAAUUUUCAGUAAUUUGGAAAUUCUUUAUUUAUCUUCUCUUGUGUUGUGAUUAUAUUGCGUUGUUGAAAAUUUUGGUAUUUGGGUUUUUUUCGUUAAGUACAUUUGAGCUGUUUUUUGUAACAUGGGUAGUUGCGAAUUUGCUUGUAAUUAGAGCUUGUUUUGAAAACAAUCAUAAAUUUGGGUGCGAGGAUUAAGAAGCAAUAUUGAUAGUUAGAUUCGCGAACAAGUUUGUUAAGUAGAUUUUUUUACAUUUUAAGCACUUGAUAAAACCUAGAAGAAUAAUUUUGUUUCACCCGCCAUGAACGAUUGUGUGGGGUCAGGUGAAGUGAGUGUAUCGUCUUCGGGUGAUCAGGCAGCUCAUUGUAAGGAAGGAGGAAAGAAAAAGAGGAAUCUCCCUGGAAUGCCAGAUCCUAAUGCGGAAGUUAUAGCUUUGUCACCGAAAACUCUAUUGGCAACGAACCGAUUUGUGUGUGAAAUUUGCAACAAAGGGUUUCAGAGAGACCAGAAUUUGCAACUUCAUAGAAGGGGUCACAAUCUGCCUUGGAAGUUAAGGCAGAGAGAAAGCAAUGAGGUGAGAAAGAGAGUGUAUGUUUGCCCUGAACCUACGUGUGUUCACCAUGAUCCUUCGCGAGCAUUGGGCGAUUUGACUGGGAUCAAGAAGCAUUUCUGCAGGAAACACGGUGAAAAGAAGUGGAAAUGUGAUAAGUGUUCGAAGAAUUAUGCAGUUCAGUCUGAUUUGAAGGCUCAUUUGAAGAUUUGUGGAACUAAACAGUAUAAAUGUGAUUGUGGGACUAUGUUUUCAAGGAGGGAUAGCUUUAUCACACAUAGGGCAUUUUGUGAUGUUUUAGCAAAAGACAGGGAGAAAGCACAGGAUGCAGUCACAACUCCUAUUUCUGAUGAGGACCAUAAGGUUCAAGCUGUUGUUUCAUCAACACCGUCACCAUCAACACCUCCUACACCCCCACCAUCCUCAGAGCCGCCAGCUGUUCCUUCACCAGCUGCCCCGGAGUCUCUACUGCCUCCUGUUACUCCAUCAACUGCUGUAGUGUCUUCUGAUUGUCCCAUCCAGAAUUCAGAGUUGGUGGAGAGUCCACGCACAAAUUCCGAUGGAACUAUUACCAAACAGUUUAUGGAAGAAACAAAAGCGAAAUCGAGUUUGUCUGGCAUCUGCAGGAGUAGCUCAAGCAUCGGAUGUACCAACAUCAACCGUCUUGCAAGCUUGACUGGAAUAUGCAGCAACAGCAGCAUGAGCUCAAGCAGUAAAGGAAGUACCAGCAGCAGCAGCAUUUUUCCAAGCUUGACUGGAAUCUGUAGCAGCACUAGGAGCUCGAGCAGUAAUGGAAGUACCAGCAGCAUCAGUGUUUUUCCAAGCUUGACUGGAGUAUGUAGCAGUAAUAGGAGCUCUAGCAGUAAUGUAAGUACCAGCAGCAUCAGUAUUUUUCCUAGCUUGACUGGAAUAUGUAGCAGUAGUAGGAGCCUGAGCAGUAAUGUAAGUACCGGCAGCAUCAGCGUUUUUCCAAGCUUGACUGGGAUAUCUAGCAGUAGUAGGAGCUUGAGUAGUAAUGGGAGUACCCCCAGCAGCAGCAUUUUUGCAAGUUCAACUGGAUUCUGUAGCAGCAGCAGUAGCUUGAGCUGUAACAGAAGUACCAGCAGCAGCAGCAAUUUUUCAAGCUUGAAUGGAAUCGGUAGCAGCAGUAGUAGCUCGAACAGUAAUGGAAGUGCCAGCUGCAGCUCUUUUGCUAGUUUAUUUGCUUCUUCAACAGCUUCAGGAAGUUUGCCGUCUCAAGCACCUCAUUUUACAGAUUGGUUUCAGUCUGUGGCUCCUGCACCGCCACCGGAUAUAGAACCACCAUCAUCUAUGGAGCCAAUAUCUCUCUGCCUUGCAAUGAAUUAUGGUUCAUCAGUCUUUGGACCAACUGGGCAAGAGGGAAUGCAGUAUGCUGCAGCACCACAACCAGCCAUGUCUGCAACCGCUUUACUGCAGAAAGCUGCUCUGAUGGGUGCAACGUCGACAAACUCAUCAUUGUUGAGGGGUCUUGGGAUAUUAUCUUCUUCUUCAUCAUCUAGUGGGCAACAUGAAUGGAGUGGGAGACAAAUUGACACCGAUGGUGCGACAGUGGCUGCAGGCCUUGGGCUUGGAUUGCCAUGUGAUGAUGGCUCUGGUCUAAAGGAAUUAAUGCUGGGAACUCCCUCUGUUUUCGGUCCCAAACAUCCAACUCUUGACCUUCUUGGAUUGGGGAUGGCAGCUGGUGGUGGCCCAACACCUGGAUUAUCCGCUCUAAUAACAUCCAUGGGCGGUAAUCUAGAUGUGGCUGCUGCAGCAGGACCAUUUGAUAGUGGAGAAUUUUGUGGGGAAGAGUUGAGAAGAGGUUCAUGAUACCAAGGACCAUGAAACGUUAGUUUACAAUUUGGCAAGCCCUUAGUGUAGGGAAAAACUUGUUUGUUGUUGUAAUAUAGAACCCCUUACUCUCUGUAAAAAAAUUUCUACCCUUUACUCCAAAGGAAGCAGUUAUAUUUGGUAAAAGUG